AUGCAGGAUCGCGUGCAGCAGCACCAGCAAACGGCGUCGCCGCCGCCGCCGCGAGACGGGAUAUCGGUGACCCAAAGCAACAUCCUCUGCUCGCUCCUGGCGUCGACCGGGGUCCAGGACUUCCCGGGGAGCAGCGUCGCCGAGGCGACCUCCCCCGACUCGCUGCACGGUAUCCUGUCCUCCCUCAACGUCAGGAUAAAGUCCGAGGAGGCCCCAGACUCAGCGCCAGGCCCCCGCGGCUCCGCCGACGGGCCCUGCAGCUCGGUCCGCGACUUCAACACCUCGCUCUUGAGCACGCUGCUCUCGACCUCCCGCGUCUCGACCUCCUCGACGAACGCCGAAGCCGUCGCCACCCCGAACUCCGUAAAGUCCGAGUACAAUCAGGGCCUCUCGAACGAGCGGACCAACUGCUCGUCCGGGGUCAAGGUCGAGUAUUGCUGCGACGUCUUGGACGACCCCGACGAAAACCUCGCCGCCACCUCGCCCUACAACGUCAUAUCGACCUCCCAGAACCGCCACUCGAACAGACCGAGGUCCGGACUGCAGCCGGGCGCUCUGUCCAAGGAAGACCUGCGCCGGAUACUCCAGUCCACGACGACGCGCUGCGACGAUUCGCCGCCGUCGGCUUCCGAUCUCAUCGUCGGCAUGAAGUACGAGACCCAGCAGGGCGGGCCUCAGGGGGCCCCGCCGCACCUUAUGGGCCCGAACUCGGGAGUCGAGCAGUCGCACCACGCGGUACAGGGGAACAACAUAGUGGUGGGUGGCUCGCCGGCGGAGGUCGUCGGCGUCGACAGCAUCCUCCUUUCGCCGUGGGGCGAGACGGGCACGGACUUCCUCGACUCGGCGGACGUGAAGCAAACGGCGGCCGGUUUCCAGGAUGCUCUGGACAGCUACUUCCUCGGCAACUCGGUCGGAGUCCCUUCCCAGUCACUGGCCGAGCUGAGGCCGCUACCGCCGUUCACCGGGUACACCGGGCACCUCAGCAUAAACGGCAUCCCGGGUCGGCACUUUCACGCGAUAGCGAGUCAGCGGCCCGAGGGGAUCCCGUCCUCGUCGCCGACCCCCUCGUCGAAUCAGGAGUUCUACGACACGCAGGUCGUCUCCUCGAGCACUCCGUGUCCCCAGGGCAGCCAGAAGCAGGUGCCGCAGUCGACGCAACAAGAGGACUACGACAUCGAGGACAUCGCGGCCAUCAUCAGCUCGGCGAUAGCCGAUACCACCGUACCUGGGGGCGGAAACGGACCCGGAUCCGAGAACGAUCCGAACGCCUCGCGGGACGAACAGUGGUUCGAACUGCAGGACUGGAUGUCCGUCGAGUGCUCGCCGAAGACCCAACAGCAGCAACAGCAACAGCAGCAGCAGCAGCAGCAGCAGCAGCAGCAACAGCAGCAGCAGCAACAACAGCAACAGCAGCAGCAACAUCAGCAACAGCAACAGCAGAACAACAAUUCGUCGCCGAGUCCCUUCUCUCAGAUGUACGGUAACGCGAACGCGGGAAACGCCAACGCCAACUCGAGUCAGGGUCAGCAACACGCGGCGUCGACCAUGAACAACCUGCUCCAGAACGGCACGCCGCUUCUUUACGCCCGACUGCAGGCGCCCAACAACAGCAUCCAGAACGCCUCCUGCGGGGAGACACCCUCCUCGACGAGUCCCUAUCCUCCGGUCAGUCCGCCGGGACGCGUUUCGACCUCCUGCAGUCCCGACCAUCCCCUUCAUCCGUCCUUCACCACCCCGGCGAUGUCCAGAAAGCGGAGUAGACAACCAACGGGGGGACAGAACGCUUCGAAAAAGAACCCCUCGACCACCACGGGACUGCCUUACGGUACCGAGUCGGGACUGAUAGGCGGCAAGGAGAAGCCCGUUCACAGGUGCUCGAUAUGCAACAGGGGAUUCCUCAACAAGAGCAACAUAAAGGUGCACCUGAGAACGCAUACCGGGGAGAAACCGUUCAGGUGCGAAGUAUGCGGCAAGGCGUUCAGGCAGAAGGCACACCUGAUAAAGCACCAGCAGAUACACAAGAGGAUCGGACGGGAUUAGGAAAAUGGAAAGCGAUGGCGAUAGUGGAUCACACAGUGGAAUGACAGAGAUACGACUGACUGACUGACUGGCUGGCUGUCUGGCUGGCAUUAAAAGCUCGAGCGGUGUUCGACCAAGGCGGAAGGACGCUUCGUGCCUCGACGAAGACGUCGCCUCGUUUCUUACAGCGUUGAUCAGCGUCAGUGGCGGCAUGCGUCGACGUUUGCUUACAUCUGAGGGAACAUUUACCAGUAGAAAUUGCGACGCAACGGUAACAACGAGUGCGGUACGAAGUCGGUCGCGAACGAUCCGUCGACGCGUGAUACGCUAUCUGCGAUCCCUCGAGUAAUGGAGUCCCGAAGGAGAAGGGUCGAGAAAGAAUCGGCGCGUUUGCCGUUUUGUCUCAUCGUGUACCUACGACUAGCCCGAGAUGUGUGGGGAGGGGGGGGGGGGGGGGGGGGGUGAGGGGGGGAAUACGAGAAAUAUAUUUGAGAUCUGUAUGAUCGUGCGGACGACGUGAAAGUCAAUUAUCGUAUGUGUAGCAAAAAUUUAUGAUCGCUGAUCCGACGGAUCGCCGGUGGGUAAGUGAGAUCUAUGAACACAGAGCUGAGCAUAUCGCACCGUUAUCUCUUAUAAAUCUACACACACACACGCGCACACAGCCUCUUGACAAGGUAUGAAGCCUUGUGGCUAGAUUUCCGGUCGGCAUAAGCAGUGAACGAUGAUAAAAAAGGGGCGGGGGGGGGGGGG
Neodiprion virginianus is the source of this 2769-nucleotide messenger RNA. RefSeq names its product ichor (gene ich). Gene Ontology annotation, cellular component: nucleus. Gene Ontology annotation, molecular function: RNA polymerase II transcription regulatory region sequence-specific DNA binding; DNA-binding transcription factor activity, RNA polymerase II-specific. The transcript is spliced from 2 exons. The coding region runs from base 1 to 2040 and encodes 679 amino acids. Gene Ontology annotation, biological process: embryo development; regulation of transcription by RNA polymerase II; embryonic pattern specification. Lineage: Eukaryota; Metazoa; Arthropoda; Insecta; Hymenoptera; Diprionidae. The record is from RefSeq and is a predicted model, not a curated record.